Plodia interpunctella (Indianmeal moth) is the source of this 987-nucleotide messenger RNA. RefSeq lists its product as uncharacterized. The coding region runs from base 149 to 805 and encodes 218 amino acids. The record is from RefSeq and is a predicted model, not a curated record. NCBI's taxonomy places the organism in Eukaryota, Metazoa, Arthropoda, Insecta, Lepidoptera, Pyralidae. The transcript has 3 exons.
UCAAUAAUCUAUUUGUAACUGUAUUUGCUACAUGGUUGACGUACAUCAAUUUGUAUUUUCUAUUUCAAUUUUAAUUAAUUUCUUGAAUAUAUCACGCUUUAAGUAAUAAAAUAUAUUUCUUGUAUCUUUCAAAACUGUACCAUUAAAAAUGCGGACUAAAAAUCCUAUGGCGAAAAAGCCACAACAAAUAUUGUUUUCCAAGAACACAUACGGUCCAAAAACAAAAGUGGAAAAUUGGGACUUUUCAAUACAUGCAGAACCGAAAGAUAAUUAUGCUUACAGGGAUGGUCUCAGUAACCACGUUAGCACGUACUUGCGCUGGGGUAGCGAAGAUCAGGGGGUGCGCAUGACGGAGACACGACAUAUGCUAGCACAAGUUUUCACAAAAACUGACCCUGUUUAUUCUUUUAAACCCCUAGUCAACUUUACUUCUUACCCAUGUACCGAUACUCCAAGCCGUAACAAGUUAAUGAAGAGCGCCGAUUUGGCACAGUUACAUCCAGAUUUCGGUGUAAUGGAUUACCUGACAUGCCAGCAAGAUGACUACAGAAGUCCUUAUCCAGCUGUUACUAAGCCGCUGACCAUGGCAUCACCUACUUGGUUAUUAAAUCGAGUGAUUCGGUCAGACUUGACCCACAAUCACGGGACCGCACCUCCUCGAGGAGAUUACCAAUGUCUGGACACCCACACACCUAUCGGCCACAUCCGACAAUUGAGAUUAUUCCGUUUCCAGUCGUUUAAUCCUGCCACAUGUCUUCAAGAUUUUCCUACAUUAGAAAAAAGGCUAGAUACUCCAAACAACUAAAUUAAUUCAAACCUUUAUUUACUUAAUUAAAGAAAAUUGUUGAUAGAAAUUUCAACACAAUUUAUCAAACAGAAACAAAGUAAUUAAACUUACUUAUACGAAACAAAAUAUAAUAACAAAUAAAAAACGUAUUGAAACUUUUUCAUAUGGUCUUCAAAUUUUCGUUCAUUUAUAUUGUCUUA